CCCCCCCCCUCUUGCCCGGCCGCUUGCACUUGCAGCAACCAAGCCAGCCGAGUCAUUUGCACCAGAAAACAACUUCAAGAAGUGCCGGGCAGCAUUUCGGUCAACACCCGUUACCUCAAUUUACAAGAGAACCACAUCCAAAUCAUCCGCACCGACACCUUCAAGCACCUGCGGCACCUGGAGAUCCUGCAGCUCAGCCGCAAUCUGCUGCGCCAGGUGGAGGUGGGGGCUUUCAACGGCCUCCCCAACCUCAACACCUUGGAGCUGUUCGACAACCGCUUGACCACGGUCCCCACGCAGGCCUUCGAGUAUUUAUCCAAGCUGCGGGAGCUGUGGUUGAGGAACAACCCGAUCGAAAGCAUCCCUUCGUACGCCUUCAACCGCGUGCCGUCGCUGCGCCGCUUGGACCUGGGCGAGCUGAAGCGGUUGGAGUACAUCUCCGAGGCGGCUUUCGAAGGCCUGGUCAAUUUGAGGUACUUGAAUUUGGGGAUGUGUAACCUGAAGGAGAUCCCCAACUUGACGGCGUUGGUCAGGUUGGAAGAGCUGGAAUUGUCGGGGAAUCGCUUGGGCCGAGUGAAGCCGGGUUCGUUCCAAGGCUUGAGCAGCUUGAGGAAGCUGUGGCUGAUGCACGCCCGCGUGGCGGCGGUGGAGCGCAACGCCUUCGACGACCUGAAAGCCCUGGAGGAGCUGAAUUUGGCUCACAACGAGCUCAGCUCGUUACCCCACGACCUCUUCGCCCCUUUGCACCGCCUGGAGCGCGUCCACCUCCAUCACAACCCGUGGCGUUGCGACUGCGACGUGCUUUGGUUGGCUUGGUGGCUGAGGGAGACGGUGCCGAGCAACACCAGCUGCUGCGCUCGCUGCCACGCUCCCCCUGCGUUGAGGGGCAGGUAUUUAGGCGAGUUGGAGCCGGGCCAUUUCACUUGUUACGCUCCGGUGAUCGUAGAGCCGCCGGCGGAUCUGAACGUCACCGAAGGGAUGGCGGCCGAACUGAAAUGCCGCACGGGGACGGCGAUGACGUCGGUGAAUUGGUUGACCCCCAACGGCACCCUGAUGACGCACGGUUCGUACCGGGUCCGCAUUUCGGUGCUGCACGACGGCACCCUCAAUUUUACCAACGUGACGGUGCAGGAUACGGGCCAAUAUACCUGCAUGGUGACCAACGCGGCAGGGAACACCACGGCUUCGGCCACGCUCAACGUGUCGGCUGUCGACGCCGCCGCCGCCGCCGCCGCCGCCGCCGCCGCCGCCACGGGUUACACCUAUUUCACCACCGUCACCGUGGAGACCACGGAUGGAGGGGGAGGAGGAGGAG
Lagopus leucura (white-tailed ptarmigan) is the source of this 1315-nucleotide messenger RNA. It is a transcript of the gene LRRC4B, whose product is annotated as leucine rich repeat containing 4B. Gene Ontology annotation, cellular component: plasma membrane. Lineage: Eukaryota; Metazoa; Chordata; Aves; Galliformes; Phasianidae. The annotation marks the transcript as partial. Gene Ontology annotation, molecular function: protein binding. The transcript has a single exon. The record is from RefSeq and is a predicted model, not a curated record.